Messenger RNA from Solea senegalensis (Senegalese sole), 3310 nucleotides. RefSeq names its product zinc finger protein 319b (gene znf319b). The coding region runs from base 504 to 2348 and encodes 614 amino acids. The transcript has 3 exons. Lineage: Eukaryota; Metazoa; Chordata; Actinopteri; Pleuronectiformes; Soleidae. The record is from RefSeq and is a predicted model, not a curated record.
GGGCAGCGGUAGCUCAGAGAAGCUAGCCGAUGUAGCUAGCCCGUUAGCUUUGCGGAACAAAAUGCAUAUUAAGCCCUUUCCGUAUGCGGCGAAGACGCCUCAGUGAGCCCCCAUGUUUUCCGUGUGAAACGAGCACCGUUGGUUGAGGACUUCGGGGACAACCAAUGGAUAUUUCACUCGUUUUAAUGACCCAUAAAAUCAAAUUUCUCGGUCCCUGGAGCCUCAGCGGUCGAACAAGAGAGCACCGUUUGCGGAUGUGAGGGGGUACCGAGCGCUAUUUGGGGGGUGUAGCGGUUAGCUAACCUCCUUUACACCGGUGUUUUAUUUGACUUAACUGGAUGUAUCAGAUUACACCCAAAGGACAAAGUGGAAGUAUGGAGUUUUCUUAGCUCUUCUGCUCUUCAGCUGUUCUGCUCUGUGCAUCGCUGUUCCUGUUAUCAAGUCUUCUGUCACAGCUUCCAUCACCAACCAACCUUCCCAGUUCUCCUGUAGGACUUGCAGUGAUGGACUGGGCUACACCAGCCGCCAAGCUGAACCCCUACACCCGAGCCCGCAUGUCGGAGGCGUGGCAGCAGCACGCAGUUGCUCCACCUCCAGUCGUCCACAGCCUCCCGACAGGAUCUGAGAAUGCAUUAGGCUGUGCUGUGUAUGGGAUUGUACUGCAGCCAGAUGCACUGCAGCAACAGAGCCAGCACGGCCAGCAUAGCCAGCAGCACGGCAGUCAGCAGCAUGGAGGCGGGCAGCAUAGUCAGCAGCAGCAUGUCGCCCAGGUCCAGCAGACCUCACUACAAGUUGGGGCAGAGGGUGGACACAAGUGUGGAGUCUGUGGACACGAUAUCUCUCACCUGGCAAACCCGCAUGAACACCAGUGCAUGGUGAGUCAGGACAGGUCAUUUCAGUGCACGCAGUGCCUGAAGAUUUUCCACCAGGCGACAGACUUGCUAGAACAUCAGUGUGUUCAGGUGGAACAAAAGCCAUUUGUCUGUGGCGUGUGUAAGAUGGGGUUCUCGCUACUCACUUCUCUAGCCCAGCACCACUCCUCACAUAACAGCUCCAACCCAAUGAAAUGUUCAAUAUGUGAGAAGACCUACCGACCUGGCUCCUCUGGUAUUGCUUCAUCAAACUCAAACAACCCUCUGCAUGCCAGCAGUGAGAGGGCAUCGUCCAGCAGCAGCUCUUCCAUUCUACCAUUUCCAUCUGCAAGAGACCGACCGUACAAAUGCCCCAUUUGCCAGAAGGGCUUCAAACACCUGUCGGAGCUGACACGGCACGAGAGGGUGCACACAGGAGAGAAGCCCUUCAAAUGUGACACGUGUGACAAGGCCUUCAGCCAGUCAUCACACCUCCAGCACCAUCAGAAAACUCACAGCAACGAGCGGCCGUUCAAGUGUGCCGUUUGCGAAAAGAGUUUUAAGCACCGCUCUCACCUGGUGCGCCACAUGUUGGUGCACUCUGGUGAGCACUUGUUCAAAUGUAACUUGUGUGAGCUACAUUUCAAAGAGUCGUCAGAGCUUCUUCACCACCCCUGCCACCCGCAGGGAUCCCGUCCCUUUCGCUGUGCCGCGUGUGGCAAGGGGUUCAAGAGGCCGUCUGACCUUCGCCAACAUGAGCGCACGCACUCUGAGGAGCGUCCUUUCCACUGUGAUGAGUGUCAGAUGAGCUUCAGGCAGCAGUAUGCACUUGUGCGUCACAGACGCACACACAAAGACCCCACUGACCGGCCGUUCAAAUGCAAUCUGUGUGACAAGUGUUUCAUACAGCCGUCUCACCUCCUCUACCACCAGCACGUCCAUGGUAUGGACAACCUGUUCAAAUGCGCCUCGUGCCAGAAGGAGUUCAGUCAGUCAGGGGAGCUGCUCAGACACAAAUGUGGAGAGUCGCCCGUCAGCUCGCCAGACAAGCCAUACAAGUGUGACAUUUGUGGUAGAGGCUAUAAGAAGAGCUCCACGUUACAGCGCCAUCAAAACUCUCACUGCCAAGAGAAGCCCCUCAAGUGUUCGCUCUGCGACCGGCGCUUCCUCUCCUCGUCGGAAUUUGUUCAGCACCGUUGCGACCCGUCGCGGGAAAAGCCGCUCAAGUGCCCGGAUUGUGAAAGACGGUUCAAAUACAUUUCAGACAUGAACCGCCACGUGCGCACGCAUACGGGGGAGAAACCUUACAAGUGCGACCACUGCAACAAGGGCUUCAAACAGCGAGAGCACCUGACCAAACACUCCAGCACACACUCCAGAGAGGGCCAGUUUAAAUGUGUCUGGUGUGGAGAGCGAUUCAGUGACUUGGGUUCUUUGCAGGAUCACACGGUGCAGCACACAGCUGACGGAGGUUACUCUGUGUCCCAGUGCUUAUAAAUCCCUGAACAGACAGUUUCCUCACCUUCUUGCCCUCUUGUCUACCUUGUAGGCUGUUUGUCCAGCCUAACAUUCAUGACAUUUUCAGGACAGAUUAGGCUGUUACUGUUGCAUUCAUUCCCACUAGUUCGACAUCAGGUCUUUGUUGCUCCAAUUACCUGCUGCAGAACCUGACACUACUCUUGUCGUUUCAUCGAAAUCUUAAGUAGCACUGUUCCUCACUCUUCUUUUAUUUGCCCUCCUUUUUUUUACCCCAACAGUUGAUCGCAAUCAAGAACUCAACCCCCCCCCAACCAGCCAGUCAGAAUAACUGCCAAACAAAUCUGGCUAAUGCGAUGCCACAAUGCUGGAUUAUUAUCAAGCAAAGGCUUAAAUUCCCCCCAAAUGACGGAGUGAAAAUAAAAAAGUUAAAUCCGGUACCAUGCAUAAAACUGAAUAAGUAAAUACUCAACUGAACAUGCUGUAAACAGAGAUGUUUACCACCAUCUGUCAUGUGACAUGGACCUGAGUGAUAGCUGAGCUAAUCUGAUAAAUUUACUCGGAUGCAAAAAAGUUGGAUUAAGCCACCCAAAAACAUUAAGCCGUGUUUCCUACGAGUGGAACAGUUCGCUUUGGUAUAGUACGGUACAGAUUUUUAUGUGUUUCCAUUUGAAAUAAUACCAAAAUAACCAGCCCAAGCUGUUCCAUUCUUUGGUGCCCUUUGCUUGGCGUACCAGAGUGAAAUGCUAUGGUAUGGUUUAGAGUAGCUCCACCCACAACAGUCAGCUGAUUGGGUGACAGAAAAACGUCACUCCCUAUGCGAUCGGGGUAAAUACUUCAUGGAAAAACCAGCAGUCUAAAAAAGUCUAAAAACCAGGACUAACCCUAUUCUUGUACAAAGUUUGACGUCUCGUGGAGACGAACGGAGCAGUCGAAACACAAGCCUGACCCAGGGCUUUACCAUUCUAAACCGUACCAAACUG